AAGCGGAGAUCCUCUCCUGGUCUGGCCUGUCCCGUCCUGUCCUGUCCUCCCCGGCCCUCUCGCCACUGUCUCCUUCGCCCAUCCGGCCCGAGGGUUCCGCCACCAUGUCCGCCUCGGCCGUUUUCAUCUUGGAUCUGAAGGGCAAGCCCUUGAUCAGCCGUAACUACAAGGGAGACGUGAGCAUGGGGGAGAUCGACCACUUCAUGCCACUGCUGGUGCAGAGGGAGGAGGAGGGGGUGCUCACCCCGCUGCUAACUCACGGCAAAGUGCACUUUCUCUGGAUCAAGUACAGCAACCUUUACCUGGUGGCGACCACACUAAAGAAUGCAAAUGCAUCUCUGGUCUACUCCUUCCUUUACAAGACUGUGGAGGUGUUCUCCGAGUACUUCAAGGAGCUGGAGGAAGAAAGUAUCCGAGACAACUUUGUCAUCGUGUAUGAGCUACUGGAUGAACUCAUGGACUUUGGCUUUCCCCAGACCACGGACAGCAAGAUCCUGCAGGAGUACAUCACCCAGCAGGGCAAUAAAUUGGACACGGGCAAAUCCCGGGUGCCCCCAACAGUCACCAAUGCUGUGUCCUGGCGCUCCGAGGGUAUCAAGUACAAGAAGAACGAAGUCUUCAUUGAUGUCAUUGAGUCUGUCAACCUGCUGGUGAAUGGCAACGGCAGCGUGCUGCUUAGUGAGAUCGUGGGCACCAUCAAGCUGAAGGUCUUUCUGUCGGGGAUGCCAGAGCUGCGACUUGGCCUCAAUGACCGCGUCCUGUUCGAGCUCACGGGACUUCCAGGCAAUAAGAACAAGUCCGUGGAGUUGGAGGAUGUAAAGUUUCACCAGUGUGUGCGACUCUCUCGCUUCGACAACGACCGCACCAUCUCCUUCAUACCGCCCGAUGGUGACUUUGAGCUCAUGUCCUAUCGGCUCAACACGCAGGUGAAGCCCUUGAUCUGGAUCGAGUCUGUCAUUGAGAAGUUUUCACACAGCCGUGUGGAGAUCAUGGUCAAGGCAAAGGGUCAGUUCAAGAAGCAGUCCGUGGCCAAUGGAGUAGAGAUUGCUGUCCCCGUGCCCAGUGAUGCCGAUUCUCCCCGCUUCAAAACCAGCGUGGGCAGCGCCAAGUACCUGCCUGAGAAGAACAUAGUGAUUUGGACCAUCAAAUCCUUCCCGGGCGGGAAGGAUUAUCUGAUGCGGGCUCACUUUGGCCUGCCCAGCGUGGAGAAGGAGGAGAUGGAAGGCCGGCCCCCCAUCUCGGUCAAGUUCGAGAUCCCAUACUUCACUGUCUCCGGCAUCCAGGUCCGGUACAUGAAGAUCAUUGAGAAGAGUGGCUACCAGGCUCUUCCUUGGGUCCGCUACAUCACCCAGAGUGGGGAUUAUCAGCUCCGAACCAAUUAGCCAACAGAGAUGGAGUGAGAGGGGGGCUGGUUGGGGGCAACCUGGUGUACGGAUCCCAGGCUGUGUGUGUGUGUGUGCGUGUGUGUGUGUGCGCGCGCAUGUGUGUGCGUGUUUGUGUAUCUCUCCUUUUGUCCAAACCACUAGGGCCUAAGGUAUGACUCAUUCUUUCUGAAGUCCCUUCCCCUCAACUCCUUUCCACGGGGAGGGGGGCUGGGGGAGGCUGGCUCUGUACUUUUCCAAUUCCCUCCGCAGUCGGCCUGCCCAGCCCCCACCCUCUCAACCCUUGGCGGUGUCAUUGAGUUUGCAAGCCCGCCUCAUCUCACAACCUCCAUCCCUGUUCCUGACUCUGUGCCUUCAAAUGAACCGGCAGCAGCCGAUGUGGCAUUCCACCCAUCCCUUCCUCCCCACAAAGACCCUUUGCCAGUUUCUUCUGUGAGCCCUGGUAGGGGGCAGAGAAGAUAGUAGUUCAGGAGCAGAUAUGACCUAGGUAGCGGGGGGUGGGAAGU
Messenger RNA from Ornithorhynchus anatinus (platypus), 1888 nucleotides. RefSeq names its product adaptor related protein complex 1 subunit mu 2 (gene AP1M2). NCBI's taxonomy places the organism in Eukaryota, Metazoa, Chordata, Mammalia, Monotremata, Ornithorhynchidae. The record is from RefSeq and is a predicted model, not a curated record. Gene Ontology annotation, molecular function: clathrin-cargo adaptor activity. Gene Ontology annotation, cellular component: clathrin-coated vesicle; clathrin adaptor complex. The transcript is spliced from 12 exons. The coding region runs from base 105 to 1382 and encodes 425 amino acids. Gene Ontology annotation, biological process: vesicle-mediated transport; intracellular protein transport.